Molecule: messenger RNA, 249 nt
Organism: Cooperia oncophora
Lineage: Eukaryota; Metazoa; Nematoda; Chromadorea; Rhabditida; Trichostrongylidae
Source: the annotation of a GenBank genome assembly
AUGGGGAAACAGGACCUUGACCUUAUUGACUACUUUGGAGCUCUCGCCGUUUGGGUGAUCUUCUUCGCCAUCAUGUUCGUCGUCUCAGUUACUUGCAUCAACUGGUGCUGUAUUCAAAAGCACGACGAUAUUACAGUACUCGAAGAGUGGGGCUACAACCACCACGUCCAUAUGCGUAUGGGUCCGCAUCGUCCGUCCAUGGUUGCUCGGAAUAUACGACAUUCAAAGGUGGAAACCGACAGCCAGUGA